Neurospora hispaniola is the source of this 2132-nucleotide messenger RNA. RefSeq lists its product as uncharacterized. The record is from RefSeq and is a predicted model, not a curated record. Bases 478 to 1923 code for a protein of 481 amino acids. Gene Ontology annotation, cellular component: endoplasmic reticulum. Gene Ontology annotation, biological process: protein transport to vacuole involved in ubiquitin-dependent protein catabolic process via the multivesicular body sorting pathway. Lineage: Eukaryota; Fungi; Ascomycota; Sordariomycetes; Sordariales; Sordariaceae. The transcript has a single exon.
GGCAUGUCCUGCGGGGUACAGCGGCCUACUGUACCAGGUAACGGGACUUCUCCUUCGUUUCUCAUCGUCACUUGGAAUUCAGUAUGCUAAUGGAAUUUGACUGGUUCUAACUGGCACCUACUGACUUAAGCAAGUAUCACCAUGAUGUAGUCGGGUAUAACUUGGAUGCGUGCAUACUUAUGUUGCAGGAGUGCUUGUUACCAAAGCGUCCGAUAGUCCGAUCGGACGGAAAUGGACCAACAUUAGACAAUGACCAACUGGCCAGAUUCGUACUACAAACACCCGCUUCAAUACAAAAGAGCAGCCAACUGGACUCCCCUGAACGGGUUAAAGAUCGGAGCACUUCCACUUCGCCCGCACCUGCUGCGUAGAGGUACUCAAAAUUUUAGUGGUGUGUAAGACAUCCCACCCAAUCGGCAACCUCGACUACUUUACAAGAGACGGGAGUUAGCCCAGUCAUCCAUCACGCACUUUACCAUGUGUUUCGGGAGCAAAGACAAGGCCGACGAUACGCCCGGUCCUCGACCAGCACAGCAUCAACAGUCACCACAGGCUUCAGGAAAGGUCAACAUGCCUUCACCGGCGCAGUCCCACUAUCAGCAGCAGCCUCAAUGGCAGCAGCAGCAGCAGCAACAGCAACAGCAACAGCCAGCUCAUGGCGACAGCAGUCAGAAUGACUAUGCCCCUCCUUCGGGACCACCUCCAAACUUUGGGCAUAGCCAGCAACACUCCAGCACCGACUACGCUCCUCCGUCCGGUCCUCCUCCGAGCUGUGGACAUAACCAGUCCUCUACAAAUGAUGAUUUUGCCCCGCCACCUGGUCCUCCCCCUACCCACACCAGACCGAACCAAAGCAACCAUGACUUUGCUCCUCCUCCUGGCCCUCCUCCCUCCCAACGUCAACACCAUGACGAUUACGCCCCUCCUCCUGGCCCUCCUCCCUCCCAUCACCGACCGCCGGUGAACGACGACUACACCCAGCCUCCUCCCGGCCCUCCACCUUCCCAGUUCCAGUCCGCCGCCAACAAGCAACACGACUGGGAAUCCUUCGUGCCGGACACGGCUCUCUUCCCCCCUCCUCCGGCCUUCUUCACCGGCUACGACCGCUCGCAUACCACCAACGCCACGGAAGAAGAAGCCAAUGCGGGCGAAGCCUGGUGCGUCCAAAAUCCGCUGACGGCACCGAUGGAUCUGGACCCAGUGGCGCUCGACGCGCUUCGCACGCACAACAUCCGGCUCAUGGCGUCCCCGCAGUUCCGCGGCAAGCUCGACUGGGUCAGCCAGGGCGUGUGGAAGGGAAAGACGGAGAAGGUGGCGGGUGAUGCAUGCAUUAUCAGUUACCCGCCGUUGUAUUGUGUCAAGUAUGACUCGCCCUUGAUCCCUUCGGCCGCCGCCCAGAGGACAAAGUCUAUUUACUACGAGGUAUCAAUCCCUCCUCCUCGUUCGGCGGCAGCAUCUAAUAACCACCCCUUUCUGGGCGGCGGUGGAGGAGGAGGAGGAGGCAACGACGACGAAAUCACCCUAGCGCUAGGCUUCACAGCCCUUCCCUACCCGGCCUUCCGCAUGCCAGGCUGGCACCGCGGGUCGCUGGCCGUGCAUGGCGAUGACGGGCACAAGUACGUCAACGAUCGGUGGGGAGGCAAGGAUUUUACGAGGCCGUUCAGAAGGGGGGAGACGUACGGUAUCGGUAUGACGUUUACUAACACCGGCGGAAAGCUGGAUGUGAAUGUCUUUUUCACGAGGGAAGGGAGAAUCACAGAACAGUGGGAUUUGCAUGAGGAAGGUGAUGCGGAACAGGACUUGCCGGUUACGGGCUUGGAGGGGUUUCAUGAUUUGAGUUGUGCUAUUGGAACGUAUUCGGCUGUCGAAUUUGAGGCUGUCUUUGAGCCGAGUAGGUGGAAGUUUAGGCCGCAGGGCUUGUGAGUGGCUUUGGGGGAAGUUUGACCUGAGAGAUGCGAGUUGGAGAGAGAGAAUGGGCAAUGCUGUGAUAUCAUGUUAUGAUAUUUUUAAGGAUCAGGGGUUUCUUCUACUCCGUCGCUGUCUGUGUUUGUUUUCCCCUCAUGCUGGUAUCACUCGGAAUCAAGGUACGCGAUACUCAUUCCUAGGACAAGUUGACAAAAUGUAAACCCACA